This is a messenger RNA of Sarcophilus harrisii (Tasmanian devil), 4317 nucleotides long. RefSeq names its product aryl hydrocarbon receptor nuclear translocator like 2 (gene BMAL2). Gene Ontology annotation, biological process: regulation of transcription by RNA polymerase II. Lineage: Eukaryota; Metazoa; Chordata; Mammalia; Dasyuromorphia; Dasyuridae. The coding region runs from base 313 to 1965 and encodes 550 amino acids. Gene Ontology annotation, cellular component: cytoplasm; aryl hydrocarbon receptor complex; transcription regulator complex. The transcript is spliced from 16 exons. The record is from RefSeq and is a predicted model, not a curated record. Gene Ontology annotation, molecular function: protein dimerization activity; DNA-binding transcription factor activity, RNA polymerase II-specific; RNA polymerase II cis-regulatory region sequence-specific DNA binding.
GGCGAGUCUGAAGCUUUGCCCGCUCCAGUGGCUGGGUAAGGGGAGGAGGAAGGCAGGAAGGGGCGCAGCCUGCUGCAGAGGCAGCCGCUGAGCAUCCCCGACGCAGCCCCGCAGGUGUGCCCGCAGCCGCCGCGCGGCCGGUGAAGCCUCCUCGGGCGUGUGCGGGACGGAUUCGGGGGCUCCUCCAUGCAGCCGGCCGGGGGGCUCGAGAACCAGCCGGCUGGCCCGUGCUAUGGCUUGGGGAGAAGAGGCUGAGGCUGCGGGGAGCCAGCCCGGCGAGGCUGCCGGUGCAGAGAAGCUGUUGAAAUUGUUAUGGAUCAUUUACAAAGCAGAAUGGAAGAUGGUGAACAAGUGAAAAUGAAGUCCUUCAGGUACAUUAAUAUAGAAGCUCACAGUCAGACAGAAAAACGGAGAAGAGAUAAAAUGAAUAACUUAAUUGAAGAACUAUCCGCUAUGAUCCCCCAGUGCAAUCCUACGGCUCGCAAACUGGACAAACUUACUGUAUUGAGAAUGACUGUACAGCACUUGAAGUCCUUAAAAGGCUCUACCAGUUCUUAUACAGGAGAUAAUUAUAAGCCUACAUUUAUACAGGAUGAUGAGCUGAGACAUUUAAUCCUCAAGGUUGCAGAUGGGUUCCUAUUUGUUGUUGGAUGUGAUCGAGGAAAAAUUCUGUUUGUCUCUAAAUCAGUCUCCAAAACACUUAAUUAUGAUCAGGCAAGUUUGACUGGACAAAGUUUAUUUGACUACUUACAUCCAAAAGAUGUUGCCAAAGUAAAGGAACAGCUUUCUUCUUCUGAUAUUUCUUCAAGAGAGAAAGUGAUAGACGCCAAAACUGGCUUUCAAGUCCAAGCAAAUUUCCCCACUGGAACAACUCAUCUCUAUUCUGGUGCAAGACGAUCCUUUUUUUGUCGGAUAAAAUCUUAUAGACCAUCAAUCAAAGAAGAACAGGAAUGCUUACCUAACUCAAAGAAGAAAGAUCACAGGAAGUUCUGUACUGUUCAUUGUAUGGGUUAUUUGAGGAGUUGGCCCAUGAGCGUAGUGGGACUGGAAGAAGACAACGACAACCAGAAAAACAGCAGUGACUUUAACUGCCUUGUGGCCAUUGGAAGAUUACAUCCAUAUAUUGUACCACAGAACAGUGGGGAAAUUAAAACCAAACCAACAGAAUUUGUUACCCGCUUUGCCACGAAUGGAAAGUUUGUUUAUGUGGAUCAACGGGCAACAGCAAUUUUAGGCUAUCUUCCACAAGAACUUUUGGGAACUUCUUGUUAUGAAUACUUCCAUCAAGAUGAUCAGAGUAAUCUAACCAACAAACAUAAAGCAGUCCUACAGAGUAAGGAAAAAAUCUUUACUGAUUCCUACAAAUUCAAAGCAAAAGAUGGUUCAUUUAUAACUUUAAAAAGCCAGUGGUUUAGUUUCAUAAACCCUUGGACCAAAGAACUGGAAUACAUUGUAUCCAUCAACACAUUAGUUCUGGGAUGUAGAGAAUCCAGGGAAACAUCACUGCUUACUUGCAGCUCACAGUCAUCAGAAGAUGCUUCCAGACAGUCUUUUAUUAGUGUGCCUGGAAUAUCUACAGGAACAGUCAUUGGUGCUGGUAGUAUAGGAACAGAGAUUGAAAAUGAAGUUCUCGACUUACAGAGGUUAUAUUCUUCUCCAUCUCUUGCUGAUUCAAGUCCAACAAACAUCAGAGAAUCUCCAGCAAUUAAGUGCAGUAAUGUGCCAAACAAAGAGCUGAUUCAGUUAUGUUCUUCUGAAAGGGGAAACCAUGAGCCUUUGGGGCAAAGCCUCGGUAUUAUUUCUUUCUCCGGCAAUGAAACACUGCUCAGUGACAACACACAGCUGGAUUUUGAUGCAAUGUGUGAAAAUGAUGACACUGCCAUGGCUGCCUUCAUGAAUUAUUUAGAAGCAGAAGGAGGCCUGGGGGAUCCAGCUGACUUCAGUGACAUCCAGUGGACACUCUAGCUCUUGUCCUUCUCUACAAAUGAGAGGUGUUUAAAAGUGUUUCAUAUACAACUGUAUAUUCCUCUGUAUUGUAUUAAUACUAUUUUUAUCUUUCAAGUUGUUGAUCUACUGAUUUGUACUGAAUUGCAACUUGUUGAUGAAGGAACAGGUGAAAAGCUGAAGUUCUCCAUCAAUGGAGAACCUUAGUUUAUUACUAAUCCUUUAUAGAAUAAGAUUGCUUAUACCCAUGGAUUGGCUAUUUUAUCCUAAAAUGUUCUUAUUCCCCUAUCUCCCAAAAUGUACAUUGUACUAAGUAUCUAUGUUCUUUGCAUAUUAGUUGUUUAUUUCUUUGUGUGAUAUCUGAGUUCAACAGGAUUAAUUAUAUGACAUAUUUUUUUCUUUUUGGAUUAUUGGUGAGGUUUUGUUCUUUGAUAUGUCUUUAUUAUUUAAGUGUGUACUUUUAAUUAGUGAUGGGGUUUACAGGCUAUAAGGACAAGGUAAAUACCUCAAAACUGAAAGGAUAAUGUUAUGUAUAGCACAAUCAUAAAGAAUAUUGUAUGUAGUCUUUAUGGCUAUAAAUAGGAACCAAAUCAGGAGAUAGAGGCAGAAUAUGGUACUCUGAGUUAGUAUUCAGAGGAAGGGAAUGCAAAGAACAAAAGAUUUAGAAUCAGAGAGAAAUUUGAAAUCUAGUUCUUCAACUGCUGUCUAUAUGACUUUAGGCAAAUCACUUCAUCUUUCCAGGUCUCAUUUUGCUUAUCUUUAAAAUGGCAGACUUAAAGCUAGAUUGUCUCUAAAGUUCCUUCUAGUUUGGAAUUCUAUGCUUCUGAGUAAAAAUACUUUUUUUUUUUAGUAAGGCAAUUGGGGUUAAAUGACUUGUUCAGAUAAAGUUAAAAUACUUUUUAAAAUAUUGAGAAAUGUGAUGUUUUAUUCACAGGAUUUUUCUGUUGUUGCUAGUUUAUUUUUUAAAGAGCUUUUUUAAGGUGCCUUAAAGCCAGGCUGUUGAUUUCUUACUUUACAUAAAUCAGUAUUCUCUGCUUUAUUCAAUAUUCCUACUGUCAACUUUGGACAUGGAAUUAUUAUAGAUGAAUUUUAGAGCUGGAAGGUAUCUUAGUGAUCCCUUCUUAUAUAGAUUAAAAACCCUGAUGGCUAGAAAGAUUAACUUGUGAUAUAUAUAUAUGUUUGUAUAUCCUUGUAUUCAUGGGGAUAAGUUGUCACUAUUUCUUUUCAGGCUAACAUAAAAAAAUACCGUUUUUCAAUAUUGCCAAUGAAUAAAAAACUCAGGUUUAACAAAAAUGCACAAUAUAGAAACAGGGUAGCAUAGUAGAUAGAAUGGGCCUUGGAAUCAAGAUGGCAUGAAGUCAAGUCCCACUUAUAACACAUGCUAGUCCUGUGAUUCUGAGCAAAUCAAUUAAUUUCUCUAUAUCCCCCAAAAAAUCUCCAAAAUUUUAAAUUUCAGAGCAAUUGAUGAUAGGCCUUGACAAAGAGAGUUUCUUCAUUGGAAGUAAUUAGGUAAUUAAUCAAUGUUGACUUAUUGAUUGGAAUAAGGAGAUCCUUACACAGAUGAAAUUAAAAGUUCACACAAUGAAAUAUGUUAUUAUUGGGAUUAACUUUAAAAUAUUAAUUAUUAAAUUAAUUAAGGAAAAAUGUUUAGGAGUACAUCUCUAGCCUUUGAGGAGGAUGUAGUAGAAAGUAACAUCCCCCCAAAAACUUCCACUGACAGAGACAGAGACAGAAUCUUGGUCUAGCUAGACCUGGCUUGACCCAGUGUAGGAUUUAUAUUCUUAUUAUUGUAGGCUCUAACUUUCAAUCUUCAUAAAAAAGAAUGUAGAGUACACUAAGUUUUUUGAAUAAGAGCAGACUAAACAAAAAUUCUCUUGAAGUAUAAAAGAAAUCAUUAUUGUGAGGGGAAGAACAAGUUAGCAAAUAUCACUUAGAAAACAUCUUGUUGUGACAGGAUGUUGGUAUAUGUUCCUAGGUGUAUAUAAAUUUUGAAUUUUGAGGACCUGGGAAAGGCCCAGCCCAUUUUUCAGGCACAGAAUCUCUGAGUUUGGCCUGAGACAACCUGAGCCAUAUUGUUAAGGCUGAAAGUGGAUCAUUUGAUGUGUUUAUCCAGGUCUCCAAAGCUUACCUCAAAACUAACAAGCCCAUGGUUGGAUUUGAAUGGUUCAUGAUUGGGAAGCUUCUUGAAGGCUCAUAGUCCCAGAACAUGAAGCAGGGUUUUCUGCUGACCUACCUAUCACAAAACUUUUCCUUCUUCAAAAGUAUAGGUUUUCAUAUAGGUCACUGAGGAAAAGACCAAUUACUAUCUGGAAUAAUUAUUAAUAAUAAUAGCAAGUACUUAUAUAAUGCUUUAAAGUUUACAACACUUACCAA